GAAUCGAAUGAGCCGGGAGAAAGCCAGUCCAGCCCGCCCGCUGACUCAGCACAAAGGUCACAUGAUAUCAAGCGAGCCGGCGGCAAUGGCGAAGCGCUCGAACCAGCGGGGAGGAGUCAAAAGGCGAUAAGCUUCGUGGGGAAAUUGUCCUAGCUUCGGGUGCUGGGGCUGUUUGUCUCUGUUUUCUUUCCUCUACAUCUUCUUCUCUUCUUCUUGACGUUUGGUUUUUUGGGUGGUUGGGUGAGGGAAAGGGGAAGGGUUGAGGAAAUGGGAGAAAAUACUGGUUAUUUAAUGAAUGAUGGGAUUUGGGGAAUGGGGAUGGGGGGUGAAGUUCCUGGUCUACGUGGUUUCCAGGGGAGCGAGGGGGGAUGGAAAUGGGAGUCUUGGGGAUGCUCCAACGGAGUGGUGGUGGUGACUGAAUGGAUGGAGGAAUUGGAAUGGUCCGGCCUCAGACGGGUAGCGCUAGACUGUUUUGGGGUGGUGUGGCGCGGGCUGCCGGGCGAGUGUUUGUGUGUGUGUGUGUGUGUGUGGCUGGGCGGCACCCGAGUUGGAACUUGGUUUGGUUUGGGUUGGUUUCCCCCCGUCAUGGCUAUUGCUGCUAUUGCUGCUACUGCUGCUGCUACUGCUGCUGCUGCUCAUGCUGAUAUCCAGAUUUUGGGGAACUGCACUGAACUGAUUGAUUGUUCUUUCACUCCUUUCUCUUUUCGCAUUUUCUUUUCUUUUCUUCUCUUUUCUUUUUCUCCCUGGAGAUCUAUCUCACUUGCUUUCCUCUCCCCUCCCCCUGUGCUUAGCAGCUGCAUGCGACGCGUCCCUUCCGGUUGGUCAGUCCGUGAGCCUCGCUCCAUUCAUUUCCCUUCACUCGCCCCGGCACCUCUGCGCAUUGCGCUUCGCCCUCGUCCCCCCGUGUUAUAUAUACGACUGCUCCGGUGACAGGGCCGCACCGGGCCUACUUCUUCCCCAUCCCUUCCUGUUUGUCUUGUCUUCAUUCACCAUUGAUGGCUGCCGAAGCUUGUCACAAUUGUUGGUUUUC
Molecule: messenger RNA, 1030 nt
Organism: Aspergillus sclerotioniger CBS 115572
Lineage: Eukaryota; Fungi; Ascomycota; Eurotiomycetes; Eurotiales; Aspergillaceae
Exons: 1
Coding region: 268-930 (220 amino acids)
Source: RefSeq, a predicted model, not a curated record